Molecule: messenger RNA, 4835 nt
Organism: Ictalurus furcatus (blue catfish)
Lineage: Eukaryota; Metazoa; Chordata; Actinopteri; Siluriformes; Ictaluridae
Gene: srfb
Product: serum response factor b
Exons: 8
Coding region: 451-2289 (612 amino acids)
Biological process (GO): positive regulation of transcription by RNA polymerase II
Molecular function (GO): DNA-binding transcription factor activity, RNA polymerase II-specific; protein dimerization activity; serum response element binding
Source: RefSeq, a predicted model, not a curated record
ACUUCCAUAGGACACAUUUCACGCGUUUGUCUCAACAGUCUAUCAGUGAGGGACUGUAGAGGACGGUCACAGCGGCUGGAUAUUUAUCCAGGCUGGGAUAGGUGUUUUACGGUUAUACGGUACGCACUAAGUGACAUGGCGGAUUGAUCGCGCAGGCGCUCUUCGUGUUUUCCUUUUAGAGAGAGCGGCACGGGGUUUGGGAAAACUGGGAGGUGAUGAGAGCUUGAAGCCGGUUUGAGGGUUCUCAGGGGGCAGUAGCAGCGAUAACACUUUAGGGGGAAAAAAGAAGAGAGAGAGAAAAAAAAGGACAACUUUGCAUUGGUAGUUUACAACGUAAUUGUCGGUCGGUUUUACUUUCAUUUCGAUUAGUUUAAUGUGCCUGCGCUAUAAUAGUUACUGCGUACACAAGCACCGACGGCUGCUCGGCGUUUAGGCGUCUCACGUUUUCUCAUGAAUAGGAUGUUAUCCAGCCCGGCUGGGUCGGCACUGAGCGGAAACGGAUCAGCGGGCGCGAGUGGUGCAGCUCACGGCUCUGUGGUGCUCGGCGGCGGGCUGCGCACGGGGCUUGCCCGGGCCGGACAGGCAGUGAAUACCGGAGGUACUUUCCCUGGUGCUGCAGGACGUGUGGGGGAAAGCGCGGGGAUGCUGGGAGGCAGCGGGCCUGGGAUCUCUUCCAGACCGGGUGUCAGACCCGGGAACGGCAGCGGGCUGAGCGCACUUCAGGCCGCCGCUCAGCCCGGCAUGGUAGGAGGACUCGGUGCAAUGCCCGCCAGGUUUGACCGGGACAAAGAAGUCGGCGUACCGCAGAUCUGCAGCGCCUCGGACGCGGACUCUGAAUCGGGAGACGAGGACGAACCGACCGGUUCUUCAGGGAGCAGCAGGCGGGGAGUGAAGCGCGAGAGAGCCGAGAUGGAAGGCGCUGGAAUCGGUCAGGAGGCCGGAGCUCCACCUGGGGGUUACGGGGUGCUGAGCGGCGGAGUCGCCGGAGCAAAGCCGGGCAAAAAGACACGCGGGCGGGUCAAGAUUAAGAUGGAGUUCAUAGACAACAAGUUGCGGCGGUACACGACUUUCAGCAAGAGGAAGACUGGUAUAAUGAAGAAGGCAUAUGAACUCUCCACACUAACGGGCACACAGGUGCUGCUCCUGGUGGCGAGCGAGACGGGCCACGUGUACACGUUCGCCACACGCAAGCUCCAGCCCAUGAUUACCAGUGAAACAGGCAAAGCUCUGAUCCAAACGUGCCUGAACUCGCCGGACUCGCCUCCCCGCUCAGACCCGUCCACAGACCAGCGCAUGAGCGCGACAGGCUUUGAGGAGACUGACCUCACCUAUCAGGUGUCUGAAUCUGAGAGCCUCGGAGAAACCAAGGACACUCUGAAGCCAGCCUUCACUGUGGCCAGCCUACCAGGGAGCACCAGUGCCCAGGCCACAGUGCCCACCACGUCCACCACCAUGCAGGUGAGCAGUGGCCCCUCCUUCCCCAUUACCAACUACCUGGCACCCGUGUCUGGCAGCAGCAACAGCGCUGGCGGGAGCACCAUAGCCAACACUAAUGGCACUGUUCUGAAGAGCGCAGCCACCACAGGAGGGGUCAUGCAGCUUCCUGGAGGAUUCACUUUCAUGUCAGCAGGCACUCCUUUCCCUCCUGGGACUCCAGCCAUCCCGUUGGGGCAGCUGCAGCAGCACUCUCUGGCUCUACAGGGGCAACAGGGUCAGACUCUAACUACUGCCACUGCUACAGCUACACAGACCCCACAGGGCCAGCAAGCUGUGUUUCGCCUCCCCGCUGCAGUCUCUCUCACAGGAGGAACAGUGCCACAGCAGCUCCAGGCCAUCCAGGUGCAGCCCAGCACUCAGUCCAGCUCCAUCAACAGUGACAGCAGCCCUGAGAUCUCCCAAACCAGCACUGCCUCCACAGCCACAGUCAGUCUCCCUGCUACUAUCGUCACAUCAUCAGUUCCCACUUCUGUAGCAGGUCACAUGAUGUACCCAAGCCCCCAUGCAGUGAUGUACGCCUCGGCCCCCACGCUGACCGAUGGUGGCUUGGCUGUGCUCAACGCUUUCUCCCAGAGCGCCUCGGCUAUGCAGGUGUCCCACGCACAGGCCUCGGAUACAGGUGCUGUUCCUCAGGUGUUCCUCACAGCGCCCCCUGGCACGGUUCAGAUCCCCGUUUCAGCGGUGCAGCUACAUCCAAUGGUGAUUGGCCAGCAGUCCAGCGGCAAUAACAGCAACCUGACUGAGCUUCAGGUGGUCAAUCUGGACACCACACAAAGCACCAAGAGUGAUUGAUGGGUGCUGCUGACUGAAGGCUUACCAGAGACUUGUAUCACUAUUUAUUGAUGCCUUGUUCCAUUUCAUCCAUUUAUGCCAUCUGAGUGUGUGUGAUUGUACAGUUUGUACUGUAAAUGUGUGUCCUGACUUCACAAGGACACUGAUGAAUUGAGAGACAGUAAGUUUUCUCAGUUCUGGUGUGUGUGUGUGUGUGUGUGUGUGUGUGUGUGUGUGUGUGUGUGUGUGUGUGUGUUUUGAAAUUUAUAGGACUCUAAUUCUGACAUGCGUUUUUGCAUGUUAUUUGUAUGUGUGUGAAUGUACGAGUGUUUGUCAAAGGGAAAUGGAAAAACAGCGUUACCCAACUGUUGCGCACGCACACUGCAGCCUCUCACUUUGGCCAAAGAUGAAUUAUUUUUGUCAGUAUUUCUGUGUGGAUAUAGAAAUGUGUGCGUGUUUUGAACAGGAGAAAGUUGCAGAGGCGUGAGCUAUAUCGAGGAAGAGUGAUCUCAAGUAAGAAUGAUCUUAAUAGGUGGUGGCUUUUGAAGAAAAUCAAAACGGAGCUGUACAUAUUUUUUAUUUGAUUAUUUUAGCGAUAGUGCAAUGGCAUGUGCUGUAGUUGUGUGUUUUUUUUUUUUUUUUUUUUUUUUUUUUAAAAGAUGUUAUGUUUUGUAUUUUACUUAUACAAAAAUAUUUACCGAUUGUAAAUUCAUGUAAUAUACAUAUAUUUUAUUGAUUAUAUGAUAAUGGAGAGAGUGAAUUUUUGGGCAAGGUCGUUUGUACAAAAAGAAAAACGGGAUUAAAAAACUUUCAUGAUUUCACAAACUUUACUGUAUUCUGUAGGCAUAAUCUGUUAUGCAUUAGCUUGCUGUCUGUGCUGUAGUACUGUUACUGAAGGCUGUAGCAGACCAGCUGAAAACACUGCACUCUAUUAGUAUAGAGGACUUUGCAUAAGUAUUCACCACCCUUUUGACACUUUGACCUUUUCCACACUUUGUAGUGUUACAGCCUGGAACUGAAAUGGACCUAAUUUGGCUUUUAUGUCUUGAAUCUACACAAACUAAUGCCCACCUUAUCUGGUCGCCCUAUUAUUUGUGUUAUAGAUAGAGAUAGAGCUAGAGUUGUGCCCUAUUAUUUUCUUUACAUAAAUAAGUAAAUUUCCCUCAAUUUGGUCAUUUGCCAAUUUCCCAGCCAACAGCUAACUCGCACAACAGCAGGACGGUGAGAUAAAGCAGGAGACAAGUGAAGGCAUCCGCUGCAUCUUUUCAAACUGUUGCCCAUCCUGCAUCGCAGGGCAGCAUAACGCAUCUAGGAGAAAGCACUAACUGCCAUCUUCUCAGACCCCCAGUUGAUAAGUGUUGCUCAGAUUGGCAACAAAAAAAAGUAGUCAAUUUUUGUGUGUAGAUGAUAUCUAACCCCUAAUUUAGCCUAGUUCAGUUCCAGGUUGUAAUAGUGCAAAAAAAAAAAAAUGGUUCAAGGGGGUGAAUACCUGAUGUAAGGCGCUGUAAGUGUUCACCACACUCGGAACUGAGAAUGUCAGAUUUAAAUAGAGGAUAUGAAAUGGAACUGCCCAGUUGUUCUCUCUGAUGUUUGAACCUUAUUGGAAAAAGGUAUAGUAUACAUGGUGUAAUGGUAUAUUUUUAAUAACACUAAAGCCUUUUGAAAUUUAGCAUCAAACUUAUGCAGAUUUUCAGAACUUCAGGUGACUGGCAAAUGAUCAUGUAAGGAGAACAACCUGAACUCUUGAUUCUGAAGUCACUCUGUUUAUGCUUAAGGGCUCAGUCGACUGUUAAUCCGUCAAACAGUGAAUUUACAAUGCAAGCGGAUUUAUCGAGCUAUGUUAACCAGCAACUACCACCAUGAAACCUGCGAAAAUCACAGCCUCGCCUCCUUUUUGCUCAAUCUCAGUUUUACUUCAGUCACUGGUUCUGAACCAGGCCUCAGUGUGCGAGUUUGGACUGGUUCAACAUAGACAGGUUGGUUUAUUUUUUUUGUUUUUGUUUGUUUUUUUCCUCCCCUCCUUCCUGAUUUUGACACACUGAUUUCUCAUUUUACCAAAUGACAAAGUAUGAUCAUGCUGCAGCUCACACACGUUGCCCUUAUGCCUUUUUGUAGAAAUGCUGUAUUUUGGAAUAGUAUUGUACACGUUUAUUUAUAUCUGCUUUUUGUUCUUUGUUUUUCUUUGUUUGUUUUUUGUGGGAAUGGCUUUCUGUUCUUGGUUGAUGCGGCUUUCGGUUUUGUAUUCCGUGCCCAGUUUAGCAUUUGGUGGCAUGAAGUUGUACAUGGUUCUCUUCAAGCCGAACACUGUUUCUCCUACACUCUGUUUUCUCCUAUAGAAAAUGUGAAAUCUUUCACUGAAAUCUUUGUUUGAUACAUUUUUAGAUGUUUGUUUUAUAGAUAUGAAGUGGUGUGCAAAACAGACUGAACACUGGUUCCUUUAUUGUUUAGAAUUUUAAGGUUUUGCUUGCUUUUCCAUUUAUUAUUAUUAUUUUCUUCUGUUUUGGAAAUCUUCAUGUAAUGGCAAGUGUACAGAAAGUUUUGUAAUAAAAAAAAAAAAAUUCUCUUGA